Messenger RNA from Hypomesus transpacificus, 2226 nucleotides. Its product is annotated as roundabout homolog 2-like. Lineage: Eukaryota; Metazoa; Chordata; Actinopteri; Osmeriformes; Osmeridae. The transcript has 2 exons. Gene Ontology annotation, biological process: axon guidance; synapse organization; homophilic cell-cell adhesion. Bases 956 to 1390 code for a protein of 144 amino acids. Gene Ontology annotation, cellular component: neuronal cell body; plasma membrane; axon. The record is from RefSeq and is a predicted model, not a curated record. Gene Ontology annotation, molecular function: axon guidance receptor activity.
GAGAGCUUUGACAGCUCACAGCUCCGCUGUGCUCGGAUCCAGACUGGAAGAGGUUAAUUUCUUCUUCGGAAAACCCCAUUGUUCGGUCCGUGAAGGGGGGAGAAUGGCACAUACCAUUUGACGAGGCAUUCAGCUCCAGUGAAUGAAAUGCUGUGAAUGCGAAUUCGAAUCCCCCCUGUCCGAGGUGAAGGGGUCCGCGGCGCAUACAGGGGUUCAAAUACUCAAAAUAAGCUGUUGGUGUAAAACUUGGAUAACCCCGAGACAACUAGGACUCCAUUUCAAUUGCCACUGAUUUAAAUCGGAAAAGUGAUGAAAAAGUUGCCGUGAAUCAUCACCGAUGGAUGUGGAAUACAAAGUGUCCAGCUUUUAGCCGCUGUGGAGAGAGCGCAAACUUCAGAAGUUCCCGUCUCCGGUGACAGAUUCAAAAACCGACUGAAAUAAUGUGAAAUGCUUUCUACGGAAUAAUUGAAUACACAAACGGACGUGCAACUUUUUAAUGCAUUUCUUCAAGGACUGUUCUGUCAUCUUGAAAGAUUAUUCAAAGCAAUACUUUUUAUCCCAUCUGUCUGAGGACUGGAUAAUUUAAACUGGAUAAUAGCACGCACUUGCCAGUUGAACCAAGAGCGGCUGAAUCGGGAUGAUUAUCUACUGGAAUAGAGUCCUUAUAAAGAAAACCCCAAAUCGCAUUUGAAUCCUUUCUCUUGUGUUUAUUAUUUUGUCAGUGUUUUUUGUUUUGUUUAGUUUUUUUACUGAAUUGCCAUGCUUCACUCUUAUGAAGACGCAGGAAUUGUGUUACCAAACAAAUAAAGCCAGCAGAACACUUACAUUUUUUUCCCUAAAUUUUGAAAUGAUUUUUGACAUUUCAUAUCAAGAUUAUGAAGGAGUGGAUCGUUAAAGUAUUUCAAAAAUAAUUUGGAUUACUUGAGACAUUUUAUCAUUCAAGAGACGUUAAAUAAUGUCUCCAACAUCAAUUGGAAUUGCGUUAUUAUUUGGAUUUCUCCAUGUGUGCUCAGGAUCCCGUCUGCGCCAGGAGGACUCCCCGCCCCGCAUCGUGGAGCAUCCCUCCGACCUGAUCGUGUCCAAGGGGGAGCCGGCCACCCUCAACUGCAAGGCGGAGGGGCGGCCCACCCCCACGGUGGAGUGGUACAAGGACGGGGAGCGGGUGGAGACGGACCGGGACAACCCUCGCUCCCAGCGCAUGCUGCUGCCCAGCGGCUCCCUCUUCUUCCUGCGCAUCGUCCACGGACGACGCAGCAAACCGGACGAGGGCUCCUACGUGUGUGUCGCCCGCAACUACCUGGGAGAGGCCAUCAGCCACAACGCAUCGCUGGAAGUAGCCAGUAAGUGCAGCUUGGGCUUUUCUUAUAUCCUGUUGGUUUGGUCUGGAUGAAGGGGCAGGGUGGUACCGAAGCUGAAUGGCCAGCUUCAGUUUCCUUCUCUGUUCCUGUUGCUCAAUGUGCUCAUUGGGUUGGAUAAUCUCCCAGGAGAUGGCCAGGAUGUGUUUGGCCCUGCGGUCUCGAAGGGCCAGGGGCCUGGGGAGCCUGGGGGGGAGAGAUGCCCUGAUCAUCCCAGGGUGAGCGCUCCUCUAUAGGGCCCAGGGUAGGAGGCCGGGUGGGAGACACAAUGGUAACAAAGCUCUCUCUGUUGUCUGCUGUUUGUUAGGGAGAUGGCUAAGAGCUCCUAUACACAAACCAGGCUACUCAUUGUAAGUCUGCAUUCGGUCAUUUUUUUAUGGAGAGUGCUAGCUAGGUAUCUCAGUCAUUUAGCUGGAAGACCGGCGGUGUCAUGGAAAUGUGGACCUCUUUAUUGUCUGCUAGAGCUCCUUAAUGACAGCCCGGCUUUGAUGUGGAGUGCACAGAUCGCAUCAUGCUGAGGGCCAGGGAGCGUGUAAAUGGUUUAGGAGUCAAAAUCUUUCAAACAAACUCAGUCAGUAUCGUAAAUAAAGAAGGCAUAAGAGACCUUCCUUCAUUCAUUAAGCGUUUAACUUCGAUGCCUUUUCUCUUGCCACGUUUGUUCUCCAAUGUAUUCGAACGGCUGGUUCUAGUGAGUGAGGUCAGCUCUUCCACCAUUAUCAGUCAGCCGUCCUGAGAUCUGCAGAGUGAACGUCGAGGAGGGGGGUCUCAGAUAUCAGCUUCUUUUCAAGCAUGCACAGGAGCUGUCACCAAGCCUCUCAUUGUAAUCUAAUCAAGACAGAGGGAGAGAGCCUGAGAGAGAGCUGAAGAUAGA